AUGUCGAAUCUUGUGCAGCAUCGAGCGAUGCACGAUGAGGGACCAUAUGUGGCGGUCAUCCACACUGGAAACAACCGUGGUUCGCACGCCGACCAUAUGCAAGCCUCCGUGAUGGACAACUACGUCCCAUGCCCGUACGAAGGGAAGGUUAUUACGAAUGGCACUGCGGCCCGUAUGGUUCUCAUGUUUCUCCGAGAGCUUCUCGACCAUCUGUCUGCGGGCGGGCUAGCCCAGGAGAGCUACAGGUGUCCCAUCUCGAAGUGUCGCAGCACCUUCCCGGCCCCAAUCCAACUCAUUCAACAUCUCUUGUCCUGUCCAUUGCUCCUGAGCGGCGAGUUUGACUGUGACAAGUGCAACAGUUGGCACAGCUACCCUACAAACGAAAAGGACUGGGCACAAUGGGUGGGCUGGAAGUCACAACCACCCGCGCAUGGGAGCCACAUCCAGCGAAAGCGCAGCCUUGGCUCAAAAAUGAGGGACUUCGCCAUCUUGAGGAGAAAGGAAUCCUCGCGGAAACAGAACCCAGCCUUAGACCGACAAUCCAAAGAUCACAGCUAUUUUUCGAACUCCAGGCCAAGUACAGCAGUCUCAGAGACGCCGAGCACCACUUAUACAGCCAGGGAUGUGGAUCAUAUCAUGGCUUUCCCAGGCCAGGGGCGCACUCUCAACUUCCCAGACGUGGACAAGCCCAUGCUGCCUCACGGCCUUCCGGAGGUCAGUGGAGGCAUGUUUUGGCCCGGUUUCCACGCGAGCCAGCUCUGUGAUUUGCCGUCGACGGUCUCUUCAAUAGCCCCUUCGUCAACACUGGUCGAAGACGAUUCGCCCAAGGCGCUUACUGAAAACAACUCUCAGACUACGCUAUUCAAUCCUGCCUUGAGUCCGUACCAACCUUCUACCACCUCGACCCAGGAAACCACCGGUUCCUUGGCACCAGCACAGCAGUAUCUCUUUCCUUCGCAGCGUCCCUAUGACCAAGGGCCGAUAUCCCUCCCCGGUCCCCAGCCGGCGCCUUCUGCCAUGUCGUUAGAUGAACCACUACCCGUGACCGGGUCGGCUCUGUCACCAGUAGAGCUCCGUCCCACACCAUCAGGUGGUGAACACUCCUGGUGGGGGUCCAAGAUGGGGGUCGAAACACCCCGGCAAGCUCCCUCAUCGCCCGCACACGAGACCAACUUUAACCUCCAAGCAUCCAUGGCGGGCAUUCUGAGCAAGGGGCUAGGCAGUGGCGUGUCCAGUCCAACCUCUCCCUGUAGAGACGCAUCCCCGUUUUAUCGAAUACAGCCAUCUUCAGGCCAUUCCAUGUCUCGAGCACUCAGUCACGAUUCGAUGCAAGUCGGGACGACUGCCUACGGAACGCCAGUCCCUGAUGGAAAUCGAUUGGACGCGCUGUCCCCUCAUGCUAAUCACAAUCACCACUCGCUUGAUGUGCAUCACAAGACGGGUUUAGAAUCUGCUGAAGACCUUAGAUGCGAUGAAUGCAAUUGGAAGCCAAGAGGCGUCAGGGAGAACCUCAAAGGUUACCUCCGCAAACACAAGAACACGCAUAAGGGGCUCAGGCUGGCUUGUGAUGUGCCUGACUGCAGCAAGACCUUCAGCCGGCUGGACAACCUGAAGAAGCACAAAAAGGACAAGCAUGGAAUUGAAGAUGGGAGUAGUAUCACGCCUGGAAAGAAGGUGGACAAUGAUUACGCUGAGAACAUGGAGGAGGAAGUCGAACAGAGGCGGCCGAGCACCGUUGAGUCGGAACUCCGCGGCUUGACGGAAAGCUAUCCAAUGCUCUGGCCGGCGCUGCAUUUUUAG
This is a messenger RNA of Canariomyces notabilis, 1800 nucleotides long. RefSeq names its product zinc finger C2H2-like protein. The record is from RefSeq and is a predicted model, not a curated record. The coding region runs from base 1 to 1800 and encodes 599 amino acids. Gene Ontology annotation, molecular function: RNA polymerase II cis-regulatory region sequence-specific DNA binding; DNA-binding transcription factor activity, RNA polymerase II-specific. NCBI's taxonomy places the organism in Eukaryota, Fungi, Ascomycota, Sordariomycetes, Sordariales, Chaetomiaceae. Gene Ontology annotation, biological process: regulation of transcription by RNA polymerase II. The transcript is spliced from 2 exons. Gene Ontology annotation, cellular component: nucleus.